Messenger RNA from Suncus etruscus (white-toothed pygmy shrew), 2294 nucleotides. It is a transcript of the gene ACBD5, whose product is annotated as acyl-CoA binding domain containing 5. Gene Ontology annotation, biological process: fatty acid metabolic process; autophagy of peroxisome. The transcript has 11 exons. The coding region runs from base 81 to 1697 and encodes 538 amino acids. NCBI's taxonomy places the organism in Eukaryota, Metazoa, Chordata, Mammalia, Eulipotyphla, Soricidae. Gene Ontology annotation, molecular function: fatty-acyl-CoA binding. The record is from RefSeq and is a predicted model, not a curated record. Gene Ontology annotation, cellular component: peroxisome.
CCUCGGCCUGGGGCAGGCGGGUGGGACCACAGCUCGGCGACCCCCGGUGGUGGCCUGAACCCCUGGGCCGGUUGCUAGAGAUGCUCUUCCUCUCGUUUCAUGCAGGCUCCUGGGAAAGCUGGUGCGGCGGCUGUUGCUGCUGCCGCUGCCUGAUUGCAGCCGACAGACCUUGGCCCCAGGGCCGGCGCUGGCAGCUGGAGAUGGCGGACACCAGGUCUGUGCACGAAACCAGGUUCGAGGCAGCGGUCAAGGUGAUCCAGAGUUUGCCGAAAAAUGGUUCAUUCCAACCAACAAAUGAAAUGAUGCUUAAGUUUUAUAGCUUUUAUAAGCAAGCCACAGAAGGACCCUGUAAACUCACAAGGCCUGGAUUCUGGGAUCCGAUUGGAAGAUAUAAAUGGGACGCUUGGAGUUCAUUGGGUGAUAUGACCAAAGAGGAGGCCAUGAUUGCAUAUGUAGAGGAAAUGAAAAAGAUUCUUGAAACUAUGCCAAUGACUGAGAAAGUUGAAGAGUUGCUGCGUGUCAUAGGUCCAUUUUAUGAAAUUGUAGAGGACAAAAAGAGUGGCAGAAGUUCCGAUUUAACUUCAGAUCUUGGUAAUGUUCUUACUUCUACUCCAAAUGCCAAAACUGUUAAUGGUAAAGCUGAAAGCAGUGAUAGUGGAGCUGAGUCUGAGGAAGAAGAGGCACAAGAGGAAGCAAAAGGAGCAGAACAAAGUGAUAAUGAUAAGAAAACAAUGAGAAAAUCUGGAGACCACAAGAAUUUGGAAAUCAUUGUCACAAAUGGGUAUGAUAAAGACAGCCUGGUUCAGGGUUUGCAGAAUGACAUCCAUGCCACUUCUCUGAAAAGCAAUAGUGUUCAUGAAGUAAAACCCAUUGACCAAAACUUGGAGCAAACUGGAAAAAAUGUUGUCUUCACGCACCAAGAUGUAAAUGAUGAUUAUGUCGAAGACAUUUCAGGACUUCAGCAUUUAACGAGUGAUUCAGACAGUGAAAUAUACUGUGAUUCCAUGGAGCAAUUUGGACAAGAAGAGGCCUUGGAGAGCUCCGCCUCAAAUAGUGGGGCAUUUCAAUACUACUUGAGUGGUGAUCUCCAUCAGCCCUUGGAAAGUUCUAGUUUUCCGGAAGACAUUCAAGUAGCUCCUGAAAAUGGCAAGUUUGGGGACAUGCAGGUGGCGGCAGUUGAAAGAAAAGGUGAAGUGAAGCACGGAGGAGAAGAUGGCAGAAGUAACAGUGGUGCACCACACCGGGAGAAGAGGGCUGGAGAAAGUGAGGAGUUCUCCAAUGUCAGGAGAGGGAGAGGGCAUAGGAUGCAAUAUUUGAGCGAAGGAUCCAAGGGUCGGCAAGUGGGAAGCGGUGGUGAUGGUGAGCGCUGGGGCUCAGACAGAGGGUCCCGAGGCAGCCUCAAUGAGCAGAUUGCUCUUGUGCUCAUUCGGUUGCAGGAGGACAUGCAGAAUGUCCUGCAGAGGCUUCAUAAACUGGAAAUUAUGGCUGCUACCCAGAAAACUAAACUGAAGAAAAUGGUAUGUUAUUCAAGAAGACUAUUGGGCCUGGAAGAUUCUGGAGUGAAUUGGAUUGUGGAGUUCACAAGAAAAUUCUUAGUUUGUGAUGAUUACAUUUCUUUUUGUGGUCUAGUAGUUUGGUUUGUGUACAUAUAUAUACACAUAUAUAUAUUUUGCACUACACAGAUGAUAACAUUUUAAGGACUAACGUCGUUGAUACUUGAAUAAUCAAUCUCACCUAGCUUAUAAGUGGCCAUCCUAGAUUUUCCCUGCCUUUGAACUUGAAGAACAUUAAAUUAUUAAUUAUUGUUCGGUAAUAUGUUUACCUGAUUAUCUCCAAUAGAGAAAUAGAAGCUGCUUUUCUAAGGUAUAGCUGAAAUAAUGAGAUCAGACUUAUAACUGGACAUUUAAAUUUCUAAAUUAAAUAUGAGAAGGAACACAAAACAAAAUUUUGAACCAGAUGUUAAAUCUGAUUUGUAUCUUAACCAUUGAAUUGCUAUGUCAAAUAGUAGAAAAUUGCUGGAAAAGUCUUUUUCACACCACUUUGUGGGCUGCCCAUUUCCUUUUUUGGGCAUUUGGAGCUCUAGUCAGAACUCAAGAAUUAUUACAAACUAGAGCCUAAUAUACUAUGCUUAUUUUUUUCAAGUGAUAUACAAAAUAGGAAUGACUAAUUGGUAGAAAUGAAGAAUGGACUUGAAAUAGUUGAAAGUGUAUCCUGAGCCUGUAGAUCAUAAAUAAGAUUUGUAUUCAAUCAUAAACACUUAUUCCUUUGGAAUCAUUUUAGCUAUAGAUAUCAUG